Molecule: messenger RNA, 5588 nt
Organism: Salvelinus fontinalis (brook trout)
Lineage: Eukaryota; Metazoa; Chordata; Actinopteri; Salmoniformes; Salmonidae
Product: interferon regulatory factor 2-binding protein 1-like
Exons: 2
Coding region: 1-1896 (631 amino acids)
Biological process (GO): regulation of transcription by RNA polymerase II
Cellular component (GO): nucleus
Molecular function (GO): transcription corepressor activity
Source: RefSeq, a predicted model, not a curated record
AUGUCCUCCUCCCAGUCAUAUUCAAGGCGGCAGUGGUGUUGCUACCUUUGCGAUUUGCCUAAGAUGCCAUGGGCUAUGAUCUGGGACUUUAGCGAGACUGUCUGCCGAGGCUGUGUGAAUUAUGAAGGUACGGACCGUAUUGAAUUCCUCAUAGAGACGGCAAGGCAGUUGAAAAUAACUCAUGUUAUGCAGGAUGACAGGUCCCCGUGUCCCCAGCCCACUAAACAUGGCCCAGGUGGGAGAGAUGGACCUAUGGAGGGUGGCAGGCCACUUCCUGAAUGCUUUGAAAGGGGAAGAGGGGACUACGGAGCCCCAGCACGGAUCCCCAACGGUCUGCAUAGAAUAGAUGACGGGGGCCCACAACAAGAACUCAGUGGACAGAGCCCUAUCAACGCCAGACGACCCAUGGUGUGUACCGUUCCGCCCAAUUUAAUGACACAAGGCCUUGUGGGGGCUCCGCACGGGUUGCUAGCAGCUGUGCCCGGUUUAAAUGCCAGAGUCGGGGGAACCCCCCUCACCCUCUCUGCCUCCAUGCUGAACGAGAUCACCAAGAGGCAGCUGAGCAUGGGCAUGGGUGUGGCCUCCUUCCUGAGCCCUGAGUUUGAGAAGGAGCUGAGGGAGAAGCAGAGGAACGCAGAGGCUCUGGCCGAGCUGUCGGAGAGUGUACGGAACCGAGCAGACGACUGGGCCGGCCGACCCAAGGCUGUACGAGGGGCCCUGCUCACCCUCUCCGGCUGUACCCCCUUCAACGUGCGCUUCAAGAAGGACCACAGCCUGGUGGGACGGAUCUUUGCCUUCGAUGCCAAGCUGACGCUGGACUUUGAGCUGAAGAUCUUUGCGGAGUACCCGUGCGGCUCGGGGAACAUGUUCUCCAGCCUGGCGGCGCUGGUCAAGCAGAUGUUCCACGACAGCCAGAGAGACUCUGGGAGCAAGGUGGUCAACUCGGGCCUGAAGUAUGUGGAGUACGAGAAAAGGCAUGGCGCGGGGGACUGGCGACUGCUCUCUGAGCUGCUGAGUGAUGCGGUACGGGCCUUUAAGGACACCCCCGGCCCUGACGUUCUCCCCCAGCCCUACCUGGACGCCAGCUGCUCCAUGCUGCCCACAGCGCUGUGUCACAUGUCCCGCUCGGCACCGCCAGUCCGCGGGCGCCGGAGGAAGGCUUCCCCAGAGCCCCAGGGUGGAGAGGUGGUGACCACAGAGGAGCAGCUCCGGCAGCAUUGGCCCAUGGGGAUGUACCCGGGAAUGGCUAUCCACCUAGCUGCCUCCUCCUUCCCCAGCGCUAGCCAGCCACCUCCUCACCAGGAGGGCUCAGCCUCCCAUUCCCACAGCAGCGAUCCCUCCCCCAUCACAGCACUGAUGAGCGUGGCUGACAACGCAGGUGCAGCCGCCGGCCAGUCACCCAGGGAGGCCCCUAGCAGCAGCAGUAGUGGUGGAGGCCUGGGCCACUCCUCCUUGGCAGUGAGACAGAGCAGCAGCAGCCCCAUGGCAGCGUGCCCUGCGGGGCAGCAGCGGCGCCUGGCCUCCAGGAAUGGGGAACCCCAGGGAGCCAGCAACUCUGCAGGGGGAACCACAGCAGCUCUCCCUCUGGCUGGGGCCUCGGACCAGGGAGCAGGGGACCCCUCCAGCUCCUCUGGUCCCCCUCUCUGCUGCACCAUCUGCCACGAGCGCUUGGAAGACACUCACUUUGUCCAGUGCCCCUCGGUUGCGGCCCAUAAGUUCUGCUUCCCAUGCACCAGAGACUUCAUCCGGAGCCGGGGGGCCGGCAGCGAGGUGUUCUGCCCCAGUGGAGAGGGGUGUCCCCUGGUAGGCUCCAACGUGCCCUGGGCCUUCAUGCAGGGAGAGAUCGUUACCAUCCUGGCUGGAGAUGUCAAGGUGAAGAAGGAGCGCGACCCCUAAAUCCUCUGGGACAGCUGACUAAGGCUGUUGACACCUGAGUGGAGCUGCAGCCUGCUGACAGAUAACGACAAUCUCAACAGAUUCUCCCCACCUCACAGCCAAUCACCACAGCAAUCCGCCAGGUUCUCCCCAACUCACAGCCAAUCAUCAUACACCUCCACCUGCAUGGGGCAGGCUUUACACUACCAUAUCACUGUCUGGUUGGUUAGGGGGUGACGAUACCCCCAGCCCCAGCUCACCUCUAAUACCUAAUUCACACCUUUGUCCCUCAAACGUCAACGUAUCUACAUUAGUAUUGGUCACUAGUAUUUGUCACUGACUUUAUAAACCAGUGGACCAUGGUUGAGAAGUAUGAACUUCGUCUAGCCUCUGUUCUAGGUGAUUUUAGGGCUGCUGUUUUCUGUUUCCUUGAACAUCUUUCUAACAGAUAUUCGAGUGGCAAUGUGAACGAGUGAUGACGUCACAAAAUGUUACAGCAACAUACAGACUAGAACUGUUUUGUUUUGCGUCACAUUUGCGCUUUACGUACAAAACUGACGCUGACUGUCACGGAGCGAACUGUUUGCUCUUUGUUGAAACCUCAAACCAGCAGCAGUUAAUGUCGCGCCAUCGAUUUUAUAAGACCGUAGCGGGGACUUUCAGUGCUACGCGACACAGUAACAUGGCUUCCACAGUGCCCAACAAAGGUGCUUUAUCCCGCAUGUAUUAAAUGGGAUGGAUACCUCUAUUUUAUACUGAAUGUAGAAUGCAAGACAAUCUUUCUCCAUGGUAAUAGAUGUGCAAUCUAUAGUUUUGAGACAACACAGCUUGUGGUAAACACAUGCAUAGAAACCAAAGAUUCAUGCUAAAGUAAAUGUACAGUGCCUAAUAGAAGGUCUACACCACCUUGAACUUUUUUCAAAUGUUGUUUGCGUUACAAAGUAGGAUUGUAAUAGAUUUAAUUGUAAUUUGUUUUGCCAUUGAUCUACAGAAAAUACUCCAUAAUGUCAAAGUGAAGAAGACAAAAUAUGUUUACAAAUGAAAUAACUAAAAUAUAGUCGUUGUAUAAGUAUUCACCCUUUUUUGUUUAGGCAAGCCUAAAUUAGUUCAGAAGCUUGACACAGGCAAAGACUGGGGAGGUUUUCAGGAAGAAACUAAAUGUGAUGGAGCUAAGCACGGGCAAAAUCCUCUAGGAAACCUGCUUCAGUCUGCUUGUACACCAGACACUGAGAGAGGAAUUCACCUUUUCAGAAAGACAAUAACCUACAACACAAAGCCAAAUCCCCACUGGAGUUGCUUACCAAGAAGACAGUGAAUGUGACCAAGUUGCAGUUUUGACUUAAAUCUGCUUGAAAAUCUACGGCAAUACUUGAAAAUUGCUGUCUAGCCAUGAUCCCCAACACCUUGACAGAACUUGAAGAAUCUUUUAAAAAAUCUUCUACUUUGACAUUACGGAGUAUUUUGUGUAGAUUGUUGAUGAAAAAUGACAAUGAAAUCAAUUUCAAUCCCACUCUGUAACGCAACAAAAUGUGGAAAAUGUUCAAGGGGGUGUAGACUUUCUGUAAGUACUGUGUAUUUCAAAACUAAUCUUAUCAUUUAUGUGUUAAAUGUCUUUAUUAUUUCAGUAUGUGCCAGGGAAAUAGUGGGUGAAAUGGUUCUUGCUAGGAUAGGUAUAGGUUCUGUUAACUGAAGUGGUAGAGGGUGUAGAGAUUAAACUAAUAUUGUGUACUUGAUGUUUUUAAUUUAAAGGAAUGUACUAUUCAUGUAAAGUCAAAGGUUUUUUCUAUAUUGACUGAGAUUCAAGGUUUGUUUCACGUGAUCCUUGUGAAAUUAGGAUUUUUUUUUUAAUACCUUCUAUCAUAUCCCAAUUUAAUGCUCUGUUUUACCUAUGAACUUAACUCUUUUAAUUGUUUAAAAGAUAAUAUAUACAUGUAUAUCAAAAUACUUCCCUGUCAGGUUUUCCUUAACCUUUAAUGUUUGUCACCAAAAAUAAUAUAUGAAUUUAAUUAUCAAUUUGCAAAGCUGCUGCCAAUCAAUACCCUAGCAUGUGCAUGUGUUAAUAUGAAAUUCAAUUAGGACAAUGCAUCAAGCCAUUGCUGAUCACAUGGGCAUGAAUGUAUACUGUACAAACAUACGUAUUGUACACUAGUGGUUGUAUCUGAAAGUGUAUUUAGUACUAAAAUUAGGCCUAGGCCUAUUUCUUAUCUAAAAUAGGAUACUGUAAUUCAAAUGUAGCCCAUACAACAAAAAAUGAAUUUCCCACAAAAGCACUGAUAUGUUUAUGCAACUUUCCUCAAGUGCCUUUAAUGGCGUCCUCUGUCUGAAAGCACAUUUUAAAAAUCCAUAUAAGUCUAUGGACUUUUGUAUUUGGCCCCUAAAUUAGUAAGGAUUGUUUUGGAUUGUCUUGUGCCGGCCUUUCUAUUAGUCUGGUCCUUUAUGGUCCUGUCUGCCAUGGACUCUGUUUUUGUAGUUGCUUAUCUCAACACAGUUUAAGGGUAAAGCUUGUAUUCCAACUCUAUUUAAACUUUCAGUUUCAUAUAAUUUGUUUUGUUCAUUGAAAAUAAAUGUCACAUUUUAUUUGUUAUUUCUCUUGAAGCUUCUACGUAAUUGACCAAAAAAUUGAAGCGUACAUAAAUAAAACAAAAAAUAUAUAUACUACCACGGUUUUAUACUGUUGCAAUGAAACGCUCUAUGGUCAUUGUCUUGCUAUGUCCAGUAGAUGGCGCACGUUAACCUGUGCAGAUCUUGACUUUAGAGAUGUGUUGUGAACUACUAAAAAGAAUCUAGGCAGUCGUCUAUAUUGGAGGGAAAUGGCAGUUACCGAUGCAUCAAUUAGAUGGCGUCGUAUUUGACAUUGGCCAUAAUUUCACUUAGAUAAUGUGUUCUUUUAUGUGAUGAUGGAGACAUUUGUUUCUCAAUGUAUUUUACUGUAGGCAUACACUUCUUUAAAGACGCUUAAAGGUUAGCCUAAUUGUACAACGCCGUCUACCAAGAUAUUGCCAGAUAUUGAAUCUCAAUCAUAACUCCCCCCACUAGAAAGCAUAUUGAAAUCUCUGGCUUCCUCUAUUAGUGUCAACUCAUUAAAGCUAUUCGUUGAGAUGUUAAUGAACGAUCUACUGUCACAUUGGCAUUAGAAGCAGCCGACCUGCAGGAGGAUGUAGGGAUCUGUGAUGGGGGAAUAGACCAUUUAAAGGCAACGGAUUAAUGAGGAAGUAGUUCUCUGCUCAUUACUCAAAUGCGUUUCAGCGCGCGCAGCAUGUUCCUCCAAAGCUCUCCAUAUUGUAGAAUCAUUAUUGGACGGGUUAUCUAUAUCUAUCGAAAUAGCUGGCCUUCGAUUCAAGACAAUUGAGCUUAGCUAUGUGUAUUUGGCCAUGGGAAACAGUUCAAUUAAUUGUCGGCCCAUGCCUGAAUAUAAUUGUUCAAAUCAGUGCUAAAAAUGUGUUGCUUAUAGAUACUUUAAUCAUGUAGGUUUAUACUUGGUUAGGAAAGCAUUGUUCUAUAAAGCGUAAUUACUAUCAUUACAGAGAGCCAUGUGUUAUCCCAUUGAAUGUGUUAAUCGACCUGACAACGUUUUGCAAAAAGGCGCAAAUCGUUGGUAGUGUUCAGACCAUUAGGCCUAAUCGAGGUCAUGCUUUCCUAUAGUCUUGCUUAUAUUACUGUGAAAUCAAAAAGAUGACUAAAUAAACGAAAUCUGUUGUUUUCGAACUUUUUAA